UACCAAAACAAAAGCCACUGCCUCCACUUCGGCGCGGAGAAAGCAGGAAUUCAAUGUAUCCGCAAAGAAAUUGCGAACAGCGGAGCAGAGAAAGUUUGCAGGGCAAAGGCCUUUACCCGAGCCAACACAUGUUGGUCAUUUCGUAAUGAUGAUGGUAAUGAAAAUUUGCCGCAUGAUUUUGUUUGUUGACACGUCGGUGAAAAUUGGAGUAUAUUUGAUUGGAGUAAUGAUUGGAUCAAUUAUAUGCGAUCUUUUUUUAGUUCCAAAGAUUUACAUGGCAGAAAGAAGAAAUCCUCUAAAUCAAUACUUCAUCAAGUUUGGCUGGGGGUGGACAUUCACUUUCAUUGGUGCCUACCUAGGUUUGACAUGUCUAGUAUACUGCUGUGGAGAUUUACGAAGAAUGAGCCAGCAUUUCCUUCGACUUGUUGUUGGAACAUUUUGGUGGUAUGCGUGUACCUCAUUAUUCACACACGUUGAAACGAUUAUGGGCAUAUGCACAGCUUCAGUGCAUGGAGAUAAAAAUUCUUGUCUAGAGGCUGGAAAAAGCUGGCUGGGAUUUGAUAUAUCAGGCCAUGUAUUUUUGGAAAUUCACUGCCUACUGAUAAUAUCAGAAGAAGUUAAGACAUUUAAAGAAUGGAGUAAACUUGGCACAAUUCUUGAAGAUGAAAAUUUAAAAGACAGACGGAAUCUCUCCGAAGAGGAAAUUGGCCAGGCAAGGAUGAACUACAAAACCUUAACUCCCUACAUUAAAGGACUAAUAGUUUGUCUAACAAUAAUUCUCGUGCUGUUUGAGUUUAUGCUGCUUAUUUCAACUAUUUACAGAUUUCACACACUUUCCCAAAAAGUCACAGCUUCAUUUGUUGCAGUUAUCUGCUGGUUCAUGAGUUAUCAAGUUUUUUAUAGAUCAGGGAAUCCUUUUCCAUUUAUGCCUGUUAUGCCUGGCACAAGCCCAUUGCAGUUUAUGAGAAAUAAUUAAAGAAAAUGUCGUGGUUUUGCCUAUUUAUUAUAUAGCCUGUUCCUUUUUACUCCCACUUAAAUAAAUUCAUCCCUGUUAUAUUUUUAUGUAUUCAAUGCUAUAACUUAAUAUAACUAUAAGGUGAAAAAUUGGGAGAGAAAAGCUUCCUGA
Molecule: messenger RNA, 1126 nt
Organism: Lymnaea stagnalis (great pond snail)
Lineage: Eukaryota; Metazoa; Mollusca; Gastropoda; Lymnaeidae
Source: the annotation of a GenBank genome assembly